Messenger RNA from Tripterygium wilfordii, 1179 nucleotides. RefSeq lists its product as uncharacterized. Gene Ontology annotation, cellular component: nucleus. The transcript has 2 exons. Bases 117 to 758 code for a protein of 213 amino acids. Gene Ontology annotation, biological process: telomere maintenance. The record is from RefSeq and is a predicted model, not a curated record. Lineage: Eukaryota; Viridiplantae; Streptophyta; Magnoliopsida; Celastrales; Celastraceae.
UGCAAAAUACUGAUGUCUGUAUCUCACGUCUUUAUGAGAUUUACAGGGUAUUCUCUGCUUUAACAUGCUUAGUGUGCUGCCUUCAUUUGAAGCAAAGAAUUAUUUCGUUCAUUGAGAUGAUAUCCUAUCCACUUCUUAAAUGGCUUUCUCUUAUAGAAGAUGAUAGCGUCAGUAAUCAACUUCAGCUUUUAUGGGAAGAAAUUCUUCUUUGUUUAAGGAGGUGUCAGCCACCAAUAGUUUUUGACUCUGCCUCUCUCAAACUCCAUGCACCUCUAUUGGAGAUGACACUUGAUCACCCCAAUUCGUCUAUAUCAGAGCCUACAAUUGCCUUUUGGAAUUCCACAUAUGGGGAGCAGAUCAACUUACAAUUUCCCCAGAAUUUAGUCAAUGUCUUAGACAAACUCUCCAGAAACAAGAGAAUAACUCUUCAGAAGAGAAACCUGCCAUUUCUUGUAAAAUGUCAAUCCACAUCGGAGGUCCUUGCUCGUCAUCGAUAUAGGGCUACUGCUACUAACAACAGCAUAUCAAAAAGAGUAGAGUUAGUGGAGGAUACACUGAACCAAUCUGAGCAAACAGUUAAGGUGUGUUCUAGUUUGAAACGCAAGCGGAUAGAACUAACCGAGCAUCAAAAAGAAGUCAGGCGCGCUCAGCAAGGAAGGGAGAGGGAUUGUAGUGGACAUGGUGCGGGAAUCAAAACUUAUACUAAUGUAGAUUUUUCACAAGGUAAUGGGGACUCUCAAGAGAGUCAAGAAAUAUAGAAUCCAGAGUCUUGCUUGGAAGAGCCGAGCCGAGAAGAGCUGCAGAGAUUUAGCAAUUGCGGAUAUGGAGACGAAGAGCUGAAUGACUUAAUGAUAGCAUUGAUGGUGUGGAAAUCUUUCACUAUUGGAAACAGAUUCUGGUAACCGUGGUUAUCUUGUUAUCUGCCAUCUCUUCCUUUCCGUUUGUUGGCUCUUACCUCCUCAAAAUCAUCCAUGGCAUUGGAAUCAACAGCAUGUGGCUCUCAAAUGGGAUGUGUUCCUUUUGUUUGAAACUAUAGGCUUGAUGUUGGAAAUAACUUGUAGAGCUUCAGAGAGCACAUAAAAGUUGGUAAUAGUGUCUUUAUUGUUAUUUCCUAUUGGUCGAUUGUAUUAUAUUUAUCAAAAAAAAAAAUGUAUCAUAUACAGUAUAAAUUAUAGUAGA